AUGGCUGAAGAGCAACCACAGGUCGAACUGUUCGUGAAGGCUGGCAGUGAUGGGGCCAAGAUCGGAAACUGCCCCUUCUCCCAGAGAUUGUUCAUGGUACUCUGGCUCAAGGGAGUCACCUUCAAUGUCACCACCGUCGACACCAAGAGGCGGACCGAGACAGUGCAGAAGCUGUGCCCAGGAGGGCAGCUCCCGUUCCUGCUGUAUGGCACUGAAGUCCACACAGACACCAACAAGAUCGAGGAAUUUCUGGAGGCAGUGCUGUGCCCUCCCAGGUACCCAAAGCUGGCAGCUCUGAACCCUGAGUCCAACACGGCUGGGGUAGACAUAUUUGCCAAAUUUUCUGCCUACAUCAAGAAUUCAAACCCAGCGCUCAAUGACAAUCUGGAGAAGGGGCUCCUGAAAGCCUUGAAGAUUUUAGACAAUUACCUGACCUCCCCCCUUCCCGAAGAAGUGGAUGAGACCAGUGCUGAAGAUGAGGGUAUCUCUCAGAGGAAGUUUCUGGAUGGCAAUGAGCUCACCCUGGCGGACUGUAACCUGUUGCCAAAGCUGCACAUAGUACAGGUGGUGUGUAAGAAAUAUCGGGGGUUCACCAUCCCAGAGGUGUUCCGGGGAGUGCACCGGUACUUGAGCAACGCCUAUGCUCGCGAAGAAUUCGCCUCCACCUGUCCAGAUGAUGAAGAGAUUGAACUGGCCUACGAGCAAGUGGCCAAGGCCCUGAAAUAAGCCCCUGCUGGGGCUCCCUCACCGGCUUCCAUCUUCUCCACGAAAGCCCUGGGUGGUUUCCACAUUGCUACCCAAUGGACACAUUUCCAGAAUGGCAGAGGAUCCUGGAGUACUUGUGUGGGCUGGGGUGGGCAGGGCGAUGAAGGGAAAGGAAGGAGACCUGGAUGAGGUUUUUAUUGUGGGUGGGGUGGGUAGGACAACCGUAUUUCAGUAAUAAAACCCAGAAUGAAAA
Molecule: messenger RNA, 958 nt
Organism: Oryctolagus cuniculus (rabbit)
Lineage: Eukaryota; Metazoa; Chordata; Mammalia; Lagomorpha; Leporidae
Gene: CLIC1
Product: CLIC family member 1
Source: RefSeq, marked provisional